Molecule: messenger RNA, 1086 nt
Organism: Adineta steineri
Lineage: Eukaryota; Metazoa; Rotifera; Eurotatoria; Adinetida; Adinetidae
Source: the annotation of a GenBank genome assembly
AUGGGUAAUACAAAUAGUGGUAGUAAUGCUCCUCCAUCUCCAUCCCGUUGGCCAACAGGUGGACAAGAUUCAACAUCAAAACAAAUUCAUAUACGUACAGAUCAAGCUGAUGGAUUUUAUUUUACUGGUGAACAAUUAACUGGUACAGUUGAAAUUCCACUUUUCUAUUUUCAACAAUAUUUAAAUAAUAAAAAUAAUCGAAAACCAACUGAAUUAAUACUUCAACAAAUAAUAUCUAAUGAUAUUAUUAUAGAACUUGUUGGAGAUGCAACAUAUUCAGCUGAAGUUGACGCGGCUGCUGAUAGUGAUGGACACUCCAAACAUCAAGUUAAUGUUUGUCGACAACGUUGUUUCGUGAUACUUAAUCAAGAUAAUGAUAAACAAUCUAUACAAAAUAAUAAUCAAGCUGAAACAUCAUUUGAUCAAACAACAGCACAAACAUUAGAUACACAAACUGUACCAUUACCAACAACAAUUAAAGGAAUAUUUCAAUUACAAAUACCAGAUGCUCUACCACCAUCCUUAUACAAUAAUCGACCACCAUCAGUUAUUUAUACUCUGGAAUUAAAUCUAUCAUCAAGUCGUUAUCGUUUUCAAAUACCUAUUAUACUUAGUUCAAAAGGUUGUAUACCACAUCCAACAAUUGAUAUUGAAUUAAAUAAUAAUGCUACUAAUCAACAUAAUAUUCAUUUACAAGCUUCAUUAAUAAAAACAUUUUAUCGACCUGGUGAACAAAUACCUGUUCGAUUAAGUUAUACAAAUCCUCAACAACGUUUAAUACGUUCAAUAACAGUUACACUUAUACAAUUUUAUCGUAUACAUAAUGAUCAAUAUCGUUUACAAUUAGAUGGUAAAGAAUGGACAUUUGAUAUAUCAACAAUGUUACCACAACGAGAAUGGUUAGGUGAAACUCUUUUACAAUUACCAUAUCAACCAUUACAAGCAUCAUUUUCAAAUCAAUCUGUUGGUACAACACAACGAAUUGAAUGUGAAUUAGAUUAUAGAAUAUUUAUUGAACUUAAUGAAAAAAAAGGUGACGAUAUUCAUCUUGUAUUACCAUCGAUUAAUGUAACAUAUCAAAAAUGA